Prorocentrum cordatum is the source of this 1815-nucleotide messenger RNA. The record is from the annotation of a GenBank genome assembly. NCBI's taxonomy places the organism in Eukaryota, Dinophyceae, Prorocentrales, Prorocentraceae.
AUGGCUCCUAAAGCGGCCCAGAAGAAGAAGUCGGUCGACGCGGAGGCCAAGGCAGAGGAGCCCCCCGCGAAGAAGGCGAAGGCCGAGGAGGAGGCGGAGGCGGCGACGAAGCCUCCUGAGCCCGAGGAGAAAGAGAAGGAUGCCCCGAAGGCGAAGGGCCCGACACUCGAGAAGACGGUCGGCUUCGAUCCGAGCGGCUACUCCCUGAACGUGCUGCCCACCAUGGGAGGCACCAUGCUCAUGUCGCUGUCGGAUGGUGGUACGCAAUUCCUCCUGGGCGGCGCCCGCGCCAACGUCGGCCUCAAGGCGGGACGCUACCUCUACGAGGCGAAGGUUGUGGAGGUGCUGAGCCCCGACGAGGGCAAGCAACACCACGGGCAGAAGAGCAAGAUGUGGGGAAAGCAGAUGAUCCGUGUGGGCUUCUCCACGGAGGGCUCGUCGCUCAUCCUCGGCGACGGAGACGACUGCAUCGGCUUCGACGGGGACGGCUCCUUCCUCGCGGACGGGAAGAAGUCUCCGCCCAAGCACGCGAACAAGUUCUGGCGCGAGAAGGUCGUCGGCUUGCUCCUCAACCUGGACCCCACGAGCGAGAACGCCAACACCGUCAGCCUCUUCAAGGAUGGCGUGCGGGUCACCGAGCCGAUGCCGUUGCCGGACAAGCUCAAGGGCAAGCCCCUCUUUCCGCAUAUCACCUUCCGCAACGUGACGGUGCAGACAAACUUCGGCCCCAAUCCGAUGAAGCCCCUGCCCUUCAAGUGCCUCAUGGUGCAGGGCGCCUCGGCAGCGGACACCAAGGCGGCGGCAGCUCCCGCGGAAAAGGGCACGGUGGUGUUCCCGGUGGGCAUGCCGGACGAGGGCACAUUCGAUGUGGUGGAUGCCUUUCUCGAGAAGAACCCUUCGUACACCGAGCUCAGCGACCGCAAGGUGCUGGAGUGGGCGAUCAAGAGCGGGGCGUGGAAGGGCAACAGGGUCGCCUCCAACGACAAGCCGCCCUUCGACUUCGGCAUGGAGAUGCUCGACAACAAAAGCGCCUGCCGCGUGAUCGGCUCCAUGGCCCCCUGCGUUCCCCGCGACUACGUGUUCAUGGAGGUGAAGGGGAACCUGUGCCCAGAGGAUCGGAAAGCCAACCUGCAGAAGUUCAGCUCUGCCAAGUUCAAGAGGGUCGCCAGGGUGGCCAUGGGGAAGCCUCCGAAGGAGUACAUCGCGAGGGUGCACAAGACCCUGCUCGAGCAGAAGCAGGCGAAGCUGGAGCUGGAGUGGAACAAAAGGAAGGCCGAGAAGGCGAAGCAGAAGGCUUUCAAGCUGAAACAGAAGGAACUCGCUGAAAAAAGGAAGAAGGCAGAGGAAGAUAAGAAGAAAAGGGAGGAGGAGGCCAAAGCCAAGAAGGAGGAGGAAGCCAAGGCCAAGAAGGCGGCUGAGGAGGCCAAGAAAACGGAAGCAGAGGGUGAGAAGAAGGAGGAAGCAACGAAGGGGGAAGAGACCAAGGAGGCGGCCAAAGAGGAGCCCAAGACGGAGGAGGCCAAGGAGGAGCCCAAGACGGAGGAGGCCAAAGAGGAGCCCAAGACGGAGGAGGCCAAGGAGGAGCCCAAGGUCGAGGAAGAGGAGGAGGAGCCCGACGAGCCGAUGCCCGUGGCUGAGCUCACCGAAGAGGAGAAGGCGAUGGUUUGCGGAUUUUCAAGCCUGUCAUCGUCAGCGACCUGGCUCCCAAGGUGCUCUCCAGCUCGUUCGGCAAGUUCUCGCUUCCCGAGAAGAGCGAGGGCUUCGAUGAGAUCAUCUUCGAGUGGGAGAAGGAGGCGGCCUGCGCGAAGUACCUGA